Messenger RNA from Brassica oleracea var. oleracea, 1173 nucleotides. RefSeq lists its product as uncharacterized. The record is from RefSeq and is a predicted model, not a curated record. The transcript is spliced from 5 exons. Gene Ontology annotation, molecular function: RNA nuclease activity. Lineage: Eukaryota; Viridiplantae; Streptophyta; Magnoliopsida; Brassicales; Brassicaceae. Gene Ontology annotation, cellular component: peroxisome. The coding region runs from base 93 to 947 and encodes 284 amino acids. Gene Ontology annotation, biological process: regulation of gene expression.
AUAGAUCUCUCUCUCUCUCUCUCUGUCGGGAAAAAGUUGCAGGAAACCCUAAACCGAUCCCAAAUUCGUUGCGGCUGAGAUAUCGAUUGGAUAUGGCAGGUGGAGGAGGUGAUGCGGCGUUACAAAGGCGGACGGGAGUGUGGUGGGACCUGAACACGUGUCCGGUUCCCGAUGGUUUUGACCCUCGUCGUGUGCGUGGGUGCAUAGAAUCAGCGGUGCACAAGCAGAUGGGUCAUCGUUCUAAAGUCGUCAUCUAUGCCAUGGGCAACCUAGAAUACAUCUCUAGUGACCUCUUGGAAGAGAUAGCUUACUCUGGAAUCGUUCUUGUCCACGCUCCCUGCGGUGGGAACGACUUCAGAAAGUUACUGGGCGAAUGGUCUCAGCUUAACCCAUCAUCUCCGGCUUAUACUGUCAUGCUGAUAUCCUGCAAUUAUACGAUGGUUGAUCCUUAUCUUUUUCGGCCUACUCGAUUCACUGCUUUUUGUGUAUAUCCAAAAGAUAGCCGGCCAGUUACCCUUGACCAGCAGCCAGUAGCUCAGAAAGUUUUUGUGGGAGAGUUUGUCUGGGAAACUUUAUUGAAUGACAACAUCACAUGUGAGAUGAUGACCGUGGAUGAAGAUGAACCUCUCUGCAUUUGCGACAUAUGCGAUGACACUUUCGAAAUAUGUGCCGAAUUCAUCACUCAUCUCAAGAGUGAAGAACACAUAAAGGAGUUGUCUGAUAUAGUGCCUAGAGACUCCUGGUACGGUAAGCCUAUGCAUUUUUGCCAUGUUUGCAAUUAUCCCGGCUACGACGAAUAUAACAUGCUCCUCCAUAACCAAAGUGAAGAUCAUCAUCGCAAGAAGAAUCUGGCUGAGAAAAUGGCUCAAGAAGAGGAUUGCGAGAGCAGGAAGAGAAAUCCACAAGUAGAUCUCUUUUACGAGAGAAACAAGAAGCAGUCUCUUUGAACGAGGCAAACAAGCUAGAGUGUGUGCAUGCCCCAUGGGGUCUGUGUUAAGUUUACUUUUGUCGAUUAAUUAAAAUGAAACUCUCAAAGGGGGAUUGAUGAUGAUUGUGUUCUUGGCGAAAAUUAUGGGAGUGUGAGAGAGGAGCCUUAACUUUUUUAUCUCUUUAGGAAACUGUAGGGGAAGGAAACCAAGAAACUGUUACUAAACAUAUUUUUGGCCAUCUCUA